Paramecium sonneborni is the source of this 4158-nucleotide messenger RNA. Lineage: Eukaryota; Ciliophora; Oligohymenophorea; Peniculida; Parameciidae. The record is from the annotation of a GenBank genome assembly.
AUGCAAAUAGAUGAAUUGCCGGUUGGAUAAUAAAAAAAGAAUUUUAUGUUAGAGGAGUUCCCCCCAGGUAAUUUAAUUAUUAAACUAAUAGAUUUUGAUCCUUAAUAAUAAGAAAAAGUUGAUUUACCCUUAAAAUAAAGAAUUAAAUCAAAAGUUUGGAAAGUAAGGCUUUAAGCUUAUGAAGAAUUAGUGAACGAUGAAGAACUUGAUUGUGAAUGUCUAAUAUCUAUAAUUUAAGAUAAUCAUGUUUAAUGUUAAGAGAAAGCGCUUUAGAUAGCAUUAAAAUAUUUUGAAAAUCACAACUAAUUAGAGUCUUCAUAAUAAAAAGAAAUAAUAAAAGUUUUAUUAGAAAAAGUGUUAACACAAUAAAAAUUAAAAUAACUAGGUCAUUAGGUAACAGUCUAACUUUUUCCUACAUGUAAAUCAGCUAUUUUUGAAGUCAUUAUUUUAUAAAUGAUGCAUAAAAAUCCAAAAGUUGUUUAAGCAACAAUUGCUUUAUUAACAGAAUUAUUAUAAUAAUAUGGUCUAAAAAAAUUAGACAACUUAAAACCAUUUUUUCCUGUAAUGUCUAAAUUAACAGAAGCUUAAUAAAGCACUGUUAAAGCUGAUGCUAUAGCAUUUUACAAAGAAGUAACAAGAUGGUAUGGAAAAAAUAUAGAAGCAUUUUUUGGAGGUUUAAAUGAUAAAUUGUAACAAGAUUUGAAAAAAUUAGCUGAAACUAUAACAGAAGUUUAAAAAGCACCAAAUUAAGAAGCAGAUGCUGAUACUAAUAAUUAAGAAUUAUAUGAUUUAGUUGAAGCUGUUGAAGUUUUUUAAAAAUAUACAGAUUCUUGGUGUGAAAAAGUAUUUUAAAUAGAAAAAUGGUAAGAAAAAAAAGAGUAAUUAGACAAUCUAUAGAAAUCAUGUUCGGUUCCUAAAAUAUUACCAUCUCCAAAUAUAUAUUCAGUUGUAUAAUUAUUAAAAAAAUUAUUGAAUGAAUAAUAAAUGAUUAUAAGUACCUAAUGUAUCAAAAUAAUUGGAUGUAUGGCUAAUGGUUUAAGAAAAAACUUUAAUUAAUAUGCUAAAAUAAUCAUGCUUCCAGUUUUAACUAAAUUAAAAGAUAAAAAAUAAAAUAUUGUUGACGAGACUAUUGCAACUAUUAAAAAACUCUUUUAUAGUUGCAAUCUUGAUGAAUUAUUUGAAGAACUAAAAGCUUUGUUAGAAGACAAAGCUCCAGGUCCAAAAGUUAAUGUUUUUAUUAUUAUUGAGCAUUAUUUAGAUGAGACAUCACGGGAUAAAUUGAAUAAACUUUAAUGUAUUAAAUAAUUGAUUCCAAUUUGUAAGAAAUUUUCAGAUGAUGGUAAUGCAGAUGUAAGAACUAAAUCAGUCAUGUUAUUGGCUAAAAUUUCAGCUAAAUUAUUUAGUGGGGCGAUGGCAACAGAUUUAAAAGGUGAUAAAUAUAUUAAAUAUUAAAACUAAGUAAAUAUAUAUAUGGAAGGUAUUAAAGCAAUUUCAGGAAAAGAUUUUCUAUAACCAUUAUAAUAGUUAUAAUUACAAUAAUAAUAAUAACAACAACAAUAAUAAUAAUAACAACAAUAAUUACAACAACAAUAAUAAUAAUAAUAAUAAUAAUAAUAAUAAUAAUAAUAAUAAUAAUAAUAAUAAUAAUAACAAUAAUAAUAAUAAUAAUUACUUAAUAAAGAAAAUUUAUAAUUAUAAUAAGCUACCACAAUUACUCCUAAUUCAUCAAAAUAAUAAUUUUUAUAAACUAAUUUAAAUAAACCUCUUUAAAUAAAUUAAUUAAAUACCCUUGAUAUCUAAGAGUUAUAAUAUUCAUCAACAAUGACACCUAAUUAAGUAGAUGUUUUUUUAAAACAAUACAAAUCUGCAAAAAAUAAAGACUAAAAUGAAUUAGGAAAUAUUUUAUUAUAAAUUACUUAAUAAUCAAAAUAUAUUUUAAGUGUCACUAUGGAAUUUAUAAUAGAUAAAAUGGCAGAGCAAAAAUCUUUAUGUUAUUAAUUAUUUGAUAAAUGUGCUCAGAUAUAUAAACCUAAUCAUCUAACCCAGCUAAUAACAACCUUUAAAAAUGCUUCAACUCAAAGUUAACUUAUAGAAGUUCUAAAUAUUUUAUUAAAAUACAUUCCCUAAAGUGAAAAAAAUAUAGACUAAUAAAUUAUUUAAGAAUUUCUUAAGAAUUAUUAGCAUUUGUCUAAUCUGAAAACAAGAUCCUUAGUUUAAGAAUGUCAGUUAGCAUUAAAGUCAUUAUUUGACAUUAAAAAAAUCUAAUCAUAAGAAAAACCAACAUUGCCUUUUCCUUUAAACACAUUUAGUGAUUAGCAUUUUGAAAGAAUUAAGGAAUAAUUAAGAGUUCCUUAAAUUCCUUAAAAUUUAUAUGAAAAAAUGUUUAGCUAUAACAUAUAAUAAAAUUAACUAGCAGCUUCUUAUAUCAAAACAAAAAUGACUUUACCUGAUGAAUUUAGUGAAAUUAUUUUUAAAUGGGCAUAUCUAAUUUCUUGGAUGAAGGAAAAUAUUCCUUUCUAAUAAGAAAUAUCAUAAUUAUUCUAGAUGUUAAUAACUUAACAUAAACCUACAUUUGUUGAAUAACAAAUAAUCUUUUCUUAUAUUAAAAUGAUGAUUUUAGUAUAUUUUAGGAAUGGAGUAUCAAAAUUAGCUUAAAGAACACUACCUUUAUUAAUGAACUUAUUAAGUGAAUACAAAAAAUAUUGUAUAUAAUAACCAUUAUUGAUUGCAUUUGAAGAUUUUGAUGAAUUAUCUAAUUCUUAAGCAAAUUAAUUGAUCUAAAUUAUGUUGGAUAAUGCAAGUGAUUGGAGUAUAAGUAAUACUUUAUAGUAAAAGUAACUUAUUGCUUAGUUGAUAUCUUUUAUUUGGAAAGAAGAGAGUGUUAUUAUUAAUAAAUAAAUUGUUUAAACUACUCCUCAAUAAUUUUAGCAUUCUGCUAUAAUUUAGAAACCUUAAAACAAUGAAAAUCCUUCAUACGAAGAUCAAAUGUCUAUGUAAAAUUUUUAAAGGUUUAAUACAGCAUUUGUAAUAGAACAAUAAAAAACUGAAUAAACAAAUUCAGAAAAAAAGAAUUUUCAAGCUAAAAACAUAAAUUUUAAUGGAAUGCCUUAAAUCAACUCAUAAAUGAAUAGUGGAAAUAAAAAUCAGUUUCAAUAGCCACAAAAUAUUCCAAAUUAAAUGGAAAUUGAAAUAGAUUAGAAUGUUACAAUAUUUUAAUAGAUGUAUUAUAAGUUUAGAGAAACAAAUACUUUUGAGAAUCCUUAAUUUUUGGCAGAUUAAAUUAUACUUUUAUUAAACAAUUUUAUAAAGGAAUAAUCAUAUGAUAAACUUAAUUAAAUAUUAGAAAAACUUUUGCAUAUACUAUCAUCAGGUUAAUUUUUGAAAUAUAUAUCGUAUGAUAAAUUUUAUACCAUUUUUGAUAUGUUAAUUUUUAAAAUGGUCGAAGAAUCAACUAAGUCAAUUAACAAAGAAGGAGCUCAAAAAAGUUGUUAUAACUUUAUUAAUUAAAAUUUAAUAAAGAUCUUAAAUAAUUAAGAAUUAUCUAAUUUAUAUAUAGCUUUUUUAGACAUAUUAAUAAAAGUAAAAGAAUCAGGAAAACAAACGAAAUAAUUUUAUACAUUAAUAACAAAAUGUUUGAGUAAAUCAGUAGGAUAAGUAAAAAGUUAAUUUUAAUGGCAAUAAUUACAAGUAAUUUUAGAAAAGAUUAAUAAAUAUUUAAUUUUAUGUUCAAAAUCUGAAGCAAAUUAAGAGUUUUAAGAGUCUCAUGAAUUCUUAUUAAAAGCACUAAAAUCUACAGUUAUAUAUCUUUUACAUUUUAAUGAUGGAACUAGAGUCAGUUAAUGUAUAAUGUAAUUAACAAAUGAAAAAUCAAUUUUAAGAUAAUGGUUGUUAGAAUUAUAAGAGAAUAAUUUAGCAAAAUAAAGGAGAUCAAGAGAUACACAUAUAAAUUAAAUUAUAGAAUUACUUAAAAUAGAUUUUGAUAAGAGUGUAGAACAAUUUGUUUCAAUAGUCAGAAGAUAAAAUAUUAAUUGGAAACCUUUGGUUGAAUUUUUGAGUUAAUAAUAAAUAAAAUUUAUAGAAUUAAGAUUAGAUCAGACUACUCAUAUGAAUUUAUUGGAGAAAAAAGUAGGAGAAUUAGAGAAGAUGCUAAAUUAAUGA